Messenger RNA from Cotesia congregata, 564 nucleotides. Lineage: Eukaryota; Metazoa; Arthropoda; Insecta; Hymenoptera; Braconidae. The record is from the annotation of a GenBank genome assembly.
AUGAAUUUGAACUCCAAUAAAGGAGCUGGACCGGAUGGGAUUCCAAACAUCUUCCUCACAAUAGAGACGCGGGACACACUACCGUCUCCGAAAGAGCUGAAAGUAAAAAUCCUUGAGUACAAUGAAUCCACGCGGGAGGAAAGUGGAAAUGACCUCGUUGCAAUGGCGUUUUGCCCAAAGAAAGGUCACGUACAAUCGGGCGGGAAACGUGAGUUCAGGUGUUACAAAUGUGGGGGAAAGGGACAUAAGGCUAAUGCCUGUCCAAGCAAGAAAGUAAAUAAAUCCCCAAGUAAGCCCAAUGACUUGGCAAAUAAUGUUGAUGCGGCCUUCACAGUGAGUCAUACUGUAAUGAAUUCUGAUUGUGUGUAUAAAGCAGCAACUAAAGCUGCCAAUAAGCCACGGGUUUUAGACAGUGGGUGUACGUCACACUUAUGUGGAACAUUCACUAAGCUAAUUGAGAAGAUGGUCUUACCUCAACUGACUUCCUCCUUCAAAAAUAUUAUUUCAACUAAGCAACAUGGCUUUGUAGGCGGUAGAUCGACGACAACCAGCCUGUACACCUAU